AUGGCACCUGCAGAAAUGCAAGAAUUGAAGGUGCAGUUGGAGGAAUUGUUGGAAAAAGGGUACAUUCGACCUAGUGUUUCGCCUUGGGGCCCCGUACUGUUUGUUCGAAAGAAAGAUGGAUCUUUAAGGUUGUGUAUCGAUUAUAGGGAGUUGAAUAAUGCCACGGUGAAGAAUAAAUAUCCGCUCCCGAGAAUUGAGGAUUUGUUCGAUCAACUUCAAGGUGCAGCAGUAUUUUCAAGGAUCGAUUUGAGAUCGGGUUAUCACCAAUUACGAAUUGCUGAAGAGGACAUUCCGAAAACAGCCUUUCGUACGAGAUAUGGCCAUUAUGAGUUCACAGUCAUGCCUUUUGGACUCACAAAUGCGCCAGCUGCUUUCAUGGAUCUCAUGAAUAGGACCUUUCAGCCAUAUCUGGACAAGUUCGUGAUAGUAUUCAUUGACGAUAUAUUGGUGUACUCGAAGGAUAAAGAAGAUCAUGAGGUUCAGUUGAGGAAAGUAUUGGAGAUUCUUCGAGAAAAGCAAUUGUACGCUAAGUUCUCAAAAUGUGAAUUUUGGUUGGAAAAAGUCUUUUUGGGUCAUGUGAUAUCAAAGGAAGGCGUUUUAGUAGACCCAUCGAAGAUUCAAGCAGUGACUGAUUGGCCUCAACCUAAGAACGUCACUGAAAUAAGGAGUUUCUUGGGUUUAGCUGGAUAUUACCGAAGAUUCGUAAGAGAUUUUUCAAGAACAGCCCAACCUCUCACUAACCUGAUGAAGAAAACAACAAAAUUUCAUUGGGAUGAUAAGUGUGAGAAAGCAUUUCAAGAGUUGAAGAAAAGACUUACAACAGCCCCGGUAUACUUGCCCUCUGGAGUAGAAGGAUUUGAAGUUUAUAGUGAUGCCUCGAAGAAAGGUUUUGGGUGUGUUUUGAUGCAGCAUGGCAAAGUAGUGGCCUAUGCGUCGAGACAACUCAAACCGCAUGAGCAAAAUCACCCUACUCAUGACUUGGAGUGGGCGAUCGUGUUUGCGUUGAAAAUUUGGAGACAUUACUUGUAUGGAGUGCAGUGUAAAGUCUAUACAGAUCACAAGAGCUUGAAGUAUCUGUAUACGCAAAAGGAGUUGAAUAUGAGGCAAAGACGUUGGUUAGAGCUUAUAAACGACUAUGAUUUGAAGAUAGUGUAUCAAGAAGGAAAAGCGAACAAAGUAGCAGAUGCGUUGAGUAGGAAGAGCGCUCAUUCGCUAAAUGUGCUGAUUUUGGCAAAUGAUCUGUGUGAGGAGAUCAAGAGAUUGAAUUUGGAAGUAGUAGAACCCGGUUAUGUGAAAGCUCAAUUGAAUGCUCUUACUGUUGGACCGGACAUAUUUGAGGAGAUUCGAGAGAAGCAAGCUCCGAUAAGGUUGAGUAAGUUAAGAGGGAUGAAAGAAAGUGGUCAAGCACCAGAAUUCGAGAUCGAUGAAAAUGGCGUUGCAAAGUAUAAACAGAGAUGGUGUGUGCCACAAGAUGAGGAACUCAAGACGAGAAUCCUAAGGGAAGCUCAUAGUUCGCCGUAUUCUAUACAUCCAGGAGGAGAUAAGCUUUAUAAGGAUUUGAAGAAGCACUUCUGGUGGCCUAGGAUGAAGCAAGAAGUAGCCGACUUUGUGGCAAAAUGUUUAACCUGCCAGAAGGUAAUACAGCAUAUGAAGCCUGGAGGAAAAUUGCAACCGUUGGAAGUGCCAGGAUGGAAAUGGGAAUCUAUCUCCAUGGAUUUUAUCACGGGAUUGCCAAAUACAAGAUCUGGAAAGAAUGCAAUAUGGGUAAUAGUGGAUCGUUUGACUAAGACGGCAAGAUUCGUAGCAAUGAAGGAUACUUGGUCGUUGAAACAGUUGGCCGAUGCUUACUUUAAUGAGGUAGUUAGGCUACAUGGUGUUCCGAAGGACAUCAUUUCGGAUAGGGAUUCGAGAUUCUUAUCUAAGUUCUGGAAACAGCUUCAAACAGCCGUGGGUACAUUAUUGAAGUUCAGCACAGCUUUCCACCCGGCAACAGAUGGUCAAACAGAGAGAACAAUUCAGACUUUGGAAGAUAUGUUGAGAGCAUGCGUGAUGGAUUUCGGAGGAUAUUGGGAUAAUCAUUUGAUGUAUAUUGAGUUUUCGUACAACAACAGUUAUCACUCGAGCAUAGGAAUGACACCUUAUGAGGCAUUGUAUGGACGAAAAUGUAGGAGUCCUAUAUGUUGGAGCGAUGUGAACGAGUCGUUGAAUUUAGGACCAGAAAUGAUAGAAGAGACUACUAACAAGGUGAAGUUGAUUCAAGAGCGCAUGAAAGCAGCUCAGGAUCGACAAAAAUCGUAUGCCGAUCAAAGGAGACGGGAUUUGGAGUUUGCAGUUGGAGAGAAAGUGUUGCUGAAAGUUUCACCAACCAAAGGAGUAAUGAGGUUCGGUAGGAAAGGAAAGCUAAGUCCUCGUUAUAUUGGACCUUAUGAGGUAUUGGAGAGAAUUGGACAAGUGGCCUAUAGGUUAGCCUUACCUACAGAUUUAGCCAAAGUUCAUAAUGUUUUUCAUGUGUCUCAACUUCGUAAAUACAUCUCUGACCCCUCCCAUGUUAUCCAACCUGAAACCAUUGAGUUAGACGAAACCCUCACUUUUGAAGAACGUCCUGUUAGAAUCCUUGAUUCCAAAACGAGAAACACCCGAAACAAGGCAAUAAAGUUAGUCAAAGUUUUGUGGUCUAAUCAUCAAACCGAGGAAGCAACGUGGGAAACAGAAGACGACAUGAAAAAGCGUUAUCCUGAACUCUUUUUUGAGCGUUUCUUAUCCCCGUAA
Molecule: messenger RNA, 2769 nt
Organism: Beta vulgaris subsp. vulgaris (sugar beet)
Lineage: Eukaryota; Viridiplantae; Streptophyta; Magnoliopsida; Caryophyllales; Amaranthaceae
Product: transposon Tf2-1 polyprotein
Biological process (GO): DNA integration
Molecular function (GO): nucleic acid binding
Source: RefSeq, a predicted model, not a curated record